Messenger RNA from Cadophora gregata, 1194 nucleotides. RefSeq lists its product as uncharacterized. The coding region runs from base 1 to 1194 and encodes 397 amino acids. NCBI's taxonomy places the organism in Eukaryota, Fungi, Ascomycota, Leotiomycetes, Helotiales, Ploettnerulaceae. The record is from RefSeq and is a predicted model, not a curated record. The transcript is spliced from 2 exons.
AUGAAGGGACCUCUGCCCGCCGGACAUGCGCUGCUUGCGGCGAUGUUCCUCGCCACCUUUGUCACGGCACGAUCCCCGGAUACUCUCUUCGAACGAGACUCGACUUGCCCGGAUACAUCUCAAAGCCAGUGUGCUCAACCAGGUCUACCCGACAAUUUUUGUUGCCCGUCUACCGCAACAUGCAUACCACUUGCUGGAAAUACGACCGUCCUCUGCUGUCCGAGUGGCAACAACUGCAAUAUCAUCAAACCUAUCAUUUGCGAUGUCAGCGCGCAGAACGUCACUCUCAAUAAUGCUAAUACGCUGAAAACGACCGCCCUGACGAUCCCAUUACCAACUUGCGGCGGGCAAUGUUGUCCUUUUGGUUACAGCUGCAACUCUGACAAAAAUUGCGUUAUGAAUCAAGAUCAACAAGAUGCACCAAGCUCUGCAAGAUCUUCGUCAAGCUCUUCACCCAGCUCUGCAACAUCAGCUCCGGCUACAUCAAGAAACCCUUCACCAAGCUCAACCACAACCUCUUCGUCUUCUACCAAUACACCAGUUGUCAUCACACCCAGCUGUGACAAAUUUCCAGUUACAGCUGUGCUCGCAGGCUUCUUCCCAGGUCUGGCAGCAGGGAUACUGCUUUCAAUAGCUGGGGUCUGCAUACUGGGCUCUCGCCGUAGAAAAGCAGCUAGAAGACGUAGCGGCUCUUCGUUUGGCAACAUCUCCGAACCUCAAGCUAGUAGCGACAUGAGAACGGAUUUUCUGCGAAAGCCACCCCAGACACCAUCCACAAUAGUAGCAAGCACGCCUGAACGGCGGUAUACGGUACAGCGGGUGAAAUCCUUGUUCAGAAAGACACCGAGCUCCCCAGGACAAAGCCCGCGACUUGCCCCGCCUCCACCUUUAAACGUGCAGAGGCCCAUGGCACAAAACAACAGAGCAGUGACUCCGCCUUUGCAGCGAGAGCCGAGCUAUGAAGACAUUAAUAUAUUCGCAGAUGGAGAUACAGCCAGCGCGCUGAGGGAGCGUGAGCGUGGUAACGGACGCGCGAACGCGGGUGGCUUGGCUCCUCCGGGGGCAGUCAAUAUGAGGGGCAGCCAUCAGACGACAUUUUCCGAUAUGAUGGAGAGAUCUGGGCUUGCUGGACUACAGAAAGGUCAACCAUACGUGUACAAGCGAGAGUCGCCUGGUUUCACUCCACCCAGAUAA